AUGUUCCAAGCAGACUGCGCACUGAUCCAGGAGGAUAUGCAUACCCUCUCCGGCGGCAUAAAGUCAAUCAAAGAUGAAGCAGCGACAGCCCACCAGACUCACCUCGGUGCUGCCCUACUCGCCCAGCAGCUCACACAGCAACCGACGGUAACAGGCCUAGAAGAUACACAGCGCCGACGCUACCUGAAGAUCAGGGGGGUGAGCAGCGACAUAGGCAUUGAAGAAGUGCCUCAGUAUGUCCGACGCCUACUCUCCUCACUACUACCAACCAAGCAGGUGAAAUCGAUGCCCAUUGAGGGGAUAUACCGAGUGGGCCGUACCCGCAGACUCAUGACAACUCCUCUACGGGACGUGAUUGUGACCUUCCGAUCCCUUGCUGACAAACGGGCCAUGAUAUCUGCCGUCUGA
This is a messenger RNA of Pelobates cultripes (western spadefoot toad), 408 nucleotides long. NCBI's taxonomy places the organism in Eukaryota, Metazoa, Chordata, Amphibia, Anura, Pelobatidae. The record is from the annotation of a GenBank genome assembly.